Molecule: messenger RNA, 7683 nt
Organism: Stomoxys calcitrans (stable fly)
Lineage: Eukaryota; Metazoa; Arthropoda; Insecta; Diptera; Muscidae
Exons: 18
Coding region: 21-7454 (2477 amino acids)
Biological process (GO): peptide catabolic process; proteolysis
Cellular component (GO): cytoplasm
Molecular function (GO): metalloaminopeptidase activity; peptide binding; zinc ion binding
Source: RefSeq, a predicted model, not a curated record
GCUACCGCCGCAGCUUCGGAAUGCAAAUUUUUAUUCGCUUUGCAAUUGUGACAAUCGUCUGUGGAUUUCUCAUCACUACGGUGAACUUGAAAUUUGCAAUAAGUUUAAAGCCACCUUUUCAUCAUGAAGCAUUGACAUCUGAGGGAGAAUUCACACUUCCUCAACAUGUAAAUUAUCGUCUACCCAAUACGUCUGAGCCCCAGCACUACGAUUUGAUGCUGUACACACAAGUGGAAGAGGGCGUACGCAAUUUCUCAGGAAUUGUCAUUAUAAAUCUAGUGGUCAUUGAAGAGACUAACUCCAUAGUUUUGCAUGCGCAUCAUUUGAAUGUUACAUCCGCCACGAUUCUUGCCAAUGGUGGUUACAUGGAACAAUUGAAUUAUGACUAUGCGGCUGCUGAGGAAUUUCUCAUAUUGUGGCGUAAAAGGCCGAUGCCAUUUCCUAAGGAUACAAAGUGGGAAUUGAAAAUUGUCUACAAUGCUUAUAUCGACGGCUCUGGAUUUGUCAUAAAUUCCUACAAGAACUCAAGAGGAGGAGAAAGCUUCUAUGCAACUGCCCUUUUUGAACCUACCGGUGCUCGUGCCGUUUUUCCAUGUUAUGAUGAACCCAAUAGGAGGGCCACAUUUAAAAUUACCAUUCAUCAUGGUCGUAACUAUGGUGUCACAUCAAAUAUGCCAAGGAUUAACGAAGCUUCAAUAAAUGGCACAACAGUCUUUUGGGAAACAGAGAGGAUGCCUACGUAUCUGCUUGCCCUUUGCAUAUGCAAUUUAAGUUUAGAGACAGGCUCCAUUGAAGGUCUCUAUCAACGUGUCCUCUACAAUAGAGACAAGGUAUCGAAACCAACCCGAUUUAAUGCUGAAGGCCUUAUAAUGACCAGCAAAUUGGUUAAGUAUUUUGAUGUGAAAUUCAUGUUGCCAAAAUUAGACCAUGCUCCCCUACAAAUACGAAAUCAUAAGGCCAUGGAACAAUGGGGAUUGAUUGUUUAUUCUCACCAUGAGAUUCGGUUUAAUAUGGAAAACAAAGAUGUGGAUUUCGAUGCUAAAAUUCGCAUUGCUCGUGGCUGCAGCAAACAAUGGUUCGGUGGCUAUUUGUCCAUAGAAUGGUGGAAUUAUUUGUGGCUAAAGGAGGGUCUUUCACAGCUAAUGGCUUAUAUGGCGACUUUCAUGGCUUACCCAGAUAUUGGAUCCUGGCAACGAUUUCAAAGGGAAGUCUAUGGGCAAGCUUUGAAUAUCAAUGACGAAGUUAAUCAAAGGCCAUUAACUUAUUAUGUGGAAAGGAAAGAAGACAUUUCCAAACUCUAUGACCAGGUGACUUCCUUGAAGGCAGCUUCAGUUCUGAAUAUGUGGAGACAUGCUUUAACUGAUGACGUUUUCAAAAACAGUUUGCACAAGUAUUUGAUAACAAACGAAUUUGGAGCCACCACCGAAGCAGAUUUCUUUGCAGCCUUAGAUAGUGCAUUGCAAGACCAAACCAUUAAUUUGCCUGCUUCUAUUUGGACUAUGUUGGCUUCCUGGACUCAACAAGGUGGCUAUCCCAUGCUUACAGUUAGCCGACAUUAUGAGAAUGGCUGUUUUAACAUCACUCAGCAGGAGUAUUUCCACAAUGCCCACUCAGAAUCGCAAAAGAUGUGGUUUGUUACAUUAAAUUUUGCCACCCAAUCGGAAGCAGAUUUUCGCAACACUACGGCUACCCAUUAUCUGUUGAAUGUCCCAAGUAUUGAAGUGUGCGGCAACAUAUCCCACGACGAGUGGUUGAUUGUGAAUAAACAGUCCUCGGGUUUCUAUCGCAUCAACUAUGAUGAACGCAAUUGGAAAUUGAUUAUCGAUGGUCUUUUAAAGAGACCCUACAAAAUUCAUUCCCACAAUCGGGCCCAACUAAUGGAUGAUGCCUACCAUUUGUGGCAAACGAACCGUCUUAAUGCCAGCAUCCUCUUGGAAUUGCUAACCUAUCUGAAAAACGAAGACCACUAUGCCGCCUGGUCGGUUGCAAAUGAAAUUCUUCGUGAUUUCUAUCAAAAAUUGAACGGUUAUUUCAAUUUUGAAACUUUCGCAGAUGAACUGAUCAAUCCCAUCUACAGAAAGUUGGGCGUUCUCACCGAUGAGCCAUACCUGGUAAAUGUUCCACGUAAACUUUUAAUCGAUCUGGCAUGUUUGGUUGGUUUGACAGAGUGUCUGAGAGAUAUGGCCAUUUUGGUGGAGAAUUACGUAGAGCAGAAUAUUCCAAUUGAAGAUGGUAUCACUCCAGAAGUUCUCUGCUAUGGUCUACGUCAAUCGAGCUACAAGAUUUUCAAUUAUAUUUACAGAAUCUAUGAAAAUUAUGACAACGAAGUUGCCGCAAACUUGCUGUAUUCAAUGCUAAAGUGUGUUGCUACCAAGGGUCGUCAUGUAAAGCCAUUAAAGGUUUUAGGUCACAAUGGAAUGUCAGCCUUUAGUCGUUAUUUACACGACUUUAUUGACAUCAUGAUUAUCCCCGAAAAUCAUACAUCCUUUGCAUUUGAUGAUCAGAAAGCUAAAAUUCUACAACAUUCAGAAAAUGCCAUACAGAUGCUAGAACUAGAGCAUGAUGCUGCAGUUGAAACUCGAAUGGACCAUGAGGCAAAAUUUGUGCCCAUCAUCAUGUGGUUGGACAACUAUAAAAACCGUCAAACCAGUAAACUAAACGAGAUUGAAUACCGAUGGCCAGAACCAUGGUUAAGCUGGGCUCAGGCGGAGAAUGUCUUGGUCGACCUGGGGCCUCGGGAGGACGCAAUGGAACUGGAGACUGCAGUCGAUCUUGUCACGGGAUGCCUGAACGAGGCCUUUUUGGUGGCAUGUCCCGAAAGAAUACCACCACGCAAAACCAACCAGUCAUGGUGGUCAUCGGAACUGAAGGUGCUCAGAAGGGAGAGCAGAAAACUUUUUAACAAGGCCAAGAGGGAGAACACGGCAGAGGGCUGGGACGAGUGUCGUGACGCCCUAGGCAAGUUCAACAAGGAGACGAGAAAGGCGAAGAGAAGUUCCAGGGCGAAAUUUUGUGGGGAAUUGGAAGGCACUAGUGAGGCAUCUAGGUUGCGCAAAGUGCUCUCGAAGGAUCCCAUCACGCCUAGCUUCCUGAGGAAGGACGACGGUACUUACACUGAGAGUGGACAGGAGACGGUGGAACUCCUGAUGGAGGCUUAUUUCACAAGCUGCCAGGAAGAGGUCGGCGAUCAGGACAUCGCAAUACCUACACUUGUGGUCUUAACGGAUGACCUCAUCAGUUUACCAGGAUGGGAGGAGAUACCCUUGGAUUGUAAAUUACCCAUGCUGAAAUCUCCUGGAAAUCAAGUCAUCUUCACCAAAAGCAAAAUCGGUCAAGUAAAGCAUAAUGACAGUCAAGAGUUUGAAGUGACACCCUGUGCCAGUUUCCCCGAAUACAGUCCCUUACAAGAUAAAAAUCUCAGAAGUUUCUUUGCAAAUGAGAAAAACUUGAGGAGGCUUAGAGAAAAUGGAGAAAUUACUCCGGAUAACUAUGUGAUAAGCAGUCUAAAGGAUUUCAACAAGUUUCGCCAAGAAUUACAUAAACGCGGUGGUAUGAAGGAACAGAAAAAAAGGGAGGACGAACAACGUGAUCGUGCUCUUAUAGCCUAUGCUGAGUACAUUUCAAAAUGUGAUUACCAAAAUUUAGCAAAUCGUCGAGAUUAUCGACAAGAAGCCAUUCAACGAAAAACCCAAACAGAUCAGCAACGCCAAGAGCGCAAUAAAAAAAUCUGGCAAACCAAAUUGAACAAAAUAGCCUUGAUAAAAAUGCGUCAGGAUGUGAAGGCAACCACUAUUGAACAUCAAAAGUUGCUUCAACAGCUUCGCAUGAAAAGGCAUUGGGAUAGAAGCCAUGAUAUCUAUCGCCGAAAACACAAUGCCCUCGUAAAGCAUUUGAGUUUUAAAAGUGAUCGCUUCAAGAGAAACAUGAAAAAACUAAGAGAAAAAUCUUCACGAAAUACCGAUGAGAGACUGAUAAAUGCUUGGAAUAAACGCAUAGCAGAACGUAUAGCAAAUCAAGAGAAAAUUCGCAAUCUAUUGGCGAAAAUUGAAAAAGAGAAAAAAGUUAGUAUUGAGAAGCAUAAGACCAAAAGUCAGGAAAAAUGGUUGGCCAUUCAGAAGGCUAUUAAAAACCGAGCCAUGCGCAAUAGAAAAAAAUUUCAGUUUCAUAUUCGCAAAGAGCAAAGCGUUCCACCCAAUGAGCCUGGAGCCCAUAAAUCAUCAUUUUGUGCGGAAUUUCAAAGUAGUUUCGAUCGGCUUCAUGAGGCUGAUGUGUGUAAGGCCUUAAAUGCCGUUUUGGAUUUGCAAGACGACAUCAAACUACCCUUUGCAGCCGAUGAUCCCAUUUACAAAGCAGUCGAGUUUAUAAUGCAACACAUUUUGCAGAAACUCAAUAAGGAUUUGUCCGGCAAUAAGGUGGCCUAUCAAAGUCUAUAUGAGCGCAUUGAUAAGUUCUUCGAGGAUGCCAAGAAAUUUGUGAUAUUUAGAUCAACUCAAAUCAUAUCUGCCGCUCGAAAAUCAAUGGGAGAUGCUAUGAGCCACAAAAGUUAUGAAAAGGAUUUCAAUCAUGACAAAGCGAAAUCAUUUUCUAAGCGCACCUCAACGGGCAGAGUAUCGUUUAAUGGAAUUUCUAGUACCAUAGGCAUUUCGAGCUAUGAAAUCCAUCCCCUGAUUAAGGUCAAAGAGGUGGGACAUAGAAGACCCACACCUGCGGGUUCCUUGGCAUCCUUUGUUCUGCACUCCAAUACCAGUUUGGCUCAGAAAACCGAAAUCCCGAAUUUAUGCCGCAACGAGCUUGUCUUUAUUGAGCAUUAUUUUUCUAAAUUCAAAAGAGAUUUAAUUGUUGGUGUGGGUCGUCGAGUAUUUGCGGCCAUACAAUGCCAUUUUGAGAAUAAAAUCAUGGAUGUGCGACAAGAAUUACUAGAAAUCGAUCGAAAAUUUUUGGUUAAACGCACCACCAAAUCUAUUCUCAGUUAUGCUGUUAAUUCUCUAGAUUUCGAUUCGAAUCUGAAAUUGUGUAUAAGUGCCCUUUCAAGUGAUGUAAUAUGGUCUCUGCAAAAAGUGUUGCUGAAGACGAUUAGAGAUCCAAGGAGAAUUGUUAAGCCUCAUUUGGUCAUAGAAUCACUCGCGUGGCAUAAGUAUCCAUUAAACGGCGGCAUUACCGGAAAAGUUGCAACAGAUUUAAACGUUCGUCUGCCCAAUCACACAGUGCCGCUGCAUUAUGACAUACGUUUGGGUACAAGAUUCGAUAUGGGCAUUGCAUCUUUUUAUGGAGUAGUAACCAUUGAUUUUAAAGUGCUAGAGGAAACACCAUUCAUUGUUUUACACGCACGCGAUUUGGAUAUUAUCGGGGCUGUGAUUAGAAAUGGCACACGCUUUGUGGAUGCAUUGUACCCCGAGUAUGACAGACCUAGAUGUUUGCUCAAAUUAAGACUUCCCAAGGGUAAGUUGUUCCAGAAGGGUGACCAAAGACAACUGCAUAUGAUGUACGAUGCCACUCAUGGUUCUGAAAGGGGUUUCGUAAUGCUAAAAUACCAGAAUAUCGAGGGCGAGGAUAGACGUUUAGCAUUCUCCCGUUUCGAUUACACAUAUGCUCGCACCGCCUUUCCCUGCUACGAUGAGCCUAAUAAAAAAGCAACUUUUAGGAUAACUGUACAACAUAAUCCCGAUGUCUGGGCCGUUUCGAAUAUGCCAAAGGAUGAAAAAGAAACGACCCUAGGCAAAUUUGUAUUCCAGAAAACUGAAAGAAUCUCCCCACACAUGGUUGAAUUGUUUGCAUCAGAUUUCGAUUACACGCAGUCUAAUCUAUUUGGUAUCAAGCAGAGACUUUUUGCUCCGAAUGGAGAAAAGUUUCCCCUAAGUGAUGUCAUUAAAAUGAACAAACUAACAGCAGAGUACUUCAAUUCAACAUUUAUAUUGCAACAAUUGGAACAUAUAAUUCUGCUUGCCAGUGUGGACAAGUCAGAUUUGCAUAUGACCAUAGAUUCGGGUGAGGAAAUGCUGCCAAUGAGAAGCGCAGCAACAACUGAGGACUGGAUAAAUUUGUUUCUACGAAUUGCCCAUGGUAUAAGUCAUAAAUAUUUUGGUGAAUUUAUUUCCCCUGAAUGGUGGAACUAUCUGUGGAUGACAGAAGGUUUUGCCAAUCUGUUUUCCUACAUGACAUUGAAUAUGACUUUUCCAGAUUGGGAUAUUUGGCAAUAUUUCUAUGUAGAAGUCUACAAUCGUGCUAUGACUAUUGAUGCCAGCGAUAAUGCAAGGCCUUUGUCCUAUUGUGCCGAAGAUAACAUGGAAAUAGGCUCUCUCUGCGAUAACAUUACCCAUCUUAAAGGAGCUUCAAUUCUGAACAUGUGGAGACAUGCUUUGACUGACAACAUUUUUCGACAAUCUAGCAGAAGCUUUCUUGAUGUGAACUUAUUUAAUGCCACAUCCGAAGAUGAUCUCUACAAAGCUAUUCAAAGUGUAGUAGAUGAGGAGAAAUUCGUACUACCUGCUCCAAUUGGUGAUAUGGUGGCUUCCUGGACCCAACAGAGCGGUUAUCCAGUUCUUAAGGUUACUCGUAACUAUGGAAACGGCUGUUUCACUGUUUCCCAAGAAGACUUUUCGACCAACUCCACAACCAAAUCGAAUAAAUUAUGGUUUAUACCCUUUAACUAUGUAACUAAAUCGAAAGCGGAUUUUCGUGACACCAAGGCAACCCAUUAUCUACUCAAUGAGACAAGUCUAACAAUUUGUGAGAACAUUCCCCAAAAUGAUUGGCUGAUACUCAACAAACAGUCGACGGGUUAUUAUCGCAUCAACUAUGAUGAGCGCAAUUGGUUUCUGAUUAUAGAUGCACUUCGCUCGAAUCCCCACCAAAUACAUCCCCUGAAUCGUGCUCAGCUUUUGAAUGAUGCCUAUCAUUUGUGCAAGGAUGGCCAUACUUUCCACUCCUUCACCCGCGAAUUGAUUCAUAGAGAUUUGUUUAUGUAUAUGUCGGGAGAAAAUGCAUAUGCCCCUUGGUUAAUAUUCACAGAAAUCAUGAAGAAUUAUCCGAAGAAAUGGAAACGCGAUGAAUAUUUCAGAAAAUUCAUAAAGUUCCUAAGGCCCAUCUAUAACAAAUGGGGGGUUAAUGAAAUCCCCGGAGAAACUCAUUUGGAUCGAUUAACACGCCGUUCCAUAAUCCAUGUUGCCUGUCUGUAUGGAAUGACCCAAUGUUUGCAGGAUACAAAUGCCAAACUUCAACAUAGCUUCGAGCGGAAUGUAGCCAUCGAAGUAAACCUUCAGUCGGAAAUUUAUUGCUUUGGCAUAAAACAAGCCACGAAUGAAAUGUUGGAAAUGAUCAGCGAUAGAUUAACGAAAACGUCGGACAAAUCAGAGAUAUAUUUGUUUAAAUUGGCUAUGGAAUGUGCUAGGCCAGCUGAAGACGACCAAGCCUACGAGGUCGACGUAGACAAAAGCAGCGAAGACGAAUACAUCUAAUUCGAAAAGGAGGACAGAUUCGAAGCGAUGUGGAAAUUAUAGAAAAACUAGCUGAACCGGGUCCGUUCCGUUGGCAUUUAUUUUAACUUUAUAUGGAACCAGAUUAUCCGUUGAAUAUUUAUUUACGAUAAUUAAAGAGUUUUUAGUGAAAUACCAUGCACGAAAAUAGUAUAUGUAUAAGGCUUCACUAACUGUAUAACAAUAUUAAUGGCUUUAUCUCAAUCCCAUA